UUUAUUUCUCUGUCUUUGACAGCAAAAUGGCCAGGCUUCCGCGAUUCUCUCUGGCGAUCAAAUUCUUGUCUCUUCUGGUCGUCUCCGGUCUUGCUAGUCCCUCGGAAGAAGCGAACUCCUCUUAUCCGUAUAAUCCAACGAGGUGAUACAGCUGACUUCAGACCGCCGUCUGGCUUUCCCAGUUGGAACUGUGAUUGCCUUUGUUUCUACCAUAAGCCUACCAAUGGAUAAAGGCCUUCCUCAUGGCUUCUCUAGUAACGCCCUACUUUCUUUCCCAAUGUCAAUUGACUGCGAUGAACUCGGAAUGACAUCCGUCGAGAACACCUGGGGGAGUAGGAAACCAGACGCACCACCGAGUGUUGGCAACCUGGCUGGAGGCCACAGGGAAGUCUUGUACAAGAUCGUGGAGAAAAACCUGGACUCGGUGGGUAUCGACGGGAAGGCCUGUCUGCUGAGGGCCAUCUGCGAAAUGUUUGUGGCGCCCCUGGACCACCAUGGACUCGUCGGGGAGAUCAUGGAGGUCUUCUUCAGCCCAAGUCGUCGACACGGGAACGAUGAAAGAAUGGAGGAAUAUACAGAGGCAGAAUUGCGCGGCAAGAACUCGAGAGAGUGCAAGCAGUAUCAUAAAGCAUGUCCUUACUCUUUCUUCGAACCAACGACGCCAAGAAACGAAACAGCGGUCUAAUUAAUCGGAAAAUUUCUUUCUCGUAUUGGACAGGACCCAGUCAGGUCUUCAAAUGUUUUCUUAUCUGGGAAAUUACAAUGAUUUUUAUUCCCCUCUCCAGGAUGUUGAUAUUUUAUCCUAUUAUUUAUUUCUAUCUGUUUGUGUGUACUAUGUUAUAUUUCCAUCAUGAUAUAAUUAAUAUAGUAAAAAAAUAUAAAUGCAAAUGAUAAACUAAUGAUUCAGCAAACCAAGGUUUUCAUCAAAUAAAUCAACGUCUACAACGCAG
Macrobrachium nipponense is the source of this 950-nucleotide messenger RNA. RefSeq lists its product as uncharacterized. The transcript is spliced from 5 exons. The coding region runs from base 224 to 685 and encodes 153 amino acids. NCBI's taxonomy places the organism in Eukaryota, Metazoa, Arthropoda, Malacostraca, Decapoda, Palaemonidae. The record is from RefSeq and is a predicted model, not a curated record.